UUUGGUUUCAACAACUGUUGAAGCACACUUUGAGCAGAACACUCAACUCAAAAAAAACAAAAAACAAAACCCCCCCAAACAAACGCUUGAAUUAUUUUUCAUGGGACUAACACAAUGGACUGGAUAAUUCAUGCUACACUGUUCUCAUCAGUGUUAAAUGCUGCACUUUGUUUCAAUAUUGAUCCCGCGGCAUGGAAGGCCCUGAAUAACUCUGCUGCUGGUUUUGGGUACCAGGUGGUUCAAAGACAAUCAGAUUUGCUCGUCAGUGCUCCCCUUGAACAGUAUUCACAAAAUGGAAGAGGGAAAGUAUAUAGCUGCACCACAUCUUCCCCAAACUGCCAAAAUAUCCAAAUUGAAGCACCAGAUUUUGCAGUAAACAUUUCUCUUGGUCUGACAAUGAAAAGUGAUCCCACGACACAAAACACUGUGGUGUGUGGUCCAACCAUUCCAAAGGACUGCAAAAGUAUCACCAUGUACAAUGGUGUGUGCUUUCACAUGGACCGAUCUAAUACAUUUGGAUUGCCCAUACCUUCUUCUCCAGACGUGUGCCCGACACAAGUAGACAUUGCUUUUCUGUUGGAUGGUUCAGGCAGCGUAUCUAUCUCUGAUUUUCAAACAAUGACAAAGUUUGUGGAAGAUCUAAUCAAGUCAUUUCUGUCAGUUGAUGCACAGUUUUCUGUUUCCCAGUUCUCCUCGUUACCUCAGGUUCAUUUUUAUUUCAAGAAAUUUUCCUCAUCUGGAUCACUGAAGACUGAAAUCGAUGGAAUCAAACAGCUGGGGGGAUCUACUCAUACAGCUAAGGCCAUCAGACAUGUUGUAAACAACGUUUUCACACCACAAAGAGGUUCCAGACCAGAUGUGAAGAAAGUCUUGAUAGUAAUAACUGAUGGACAAUCUAAUGACCGGUAUGACCUAGGAAAUGCAGCACAGCUAGCAGGAAAUCAAAACAUUGUUCGAUUUGCGAUUGGGGUGGGGAAUGCAUUUAUUCAGCCUGAAGCAAAAAAAGAACUGCGCACCAUUGCAUCGUCUCCCUCAGACAAUCACGUGUUUCAAGUGCAGAACUUCAACGCACUUGAAAUAAUCCGGCAGAGUUUGCAGGACAAAAUUUUUUCCAUUGAAGGAUCUCAAACCGGUGGAGUCUCACUGAAAAUGGAAAUGUCUCAAGAGGGAUUCAGUGCAGUUAUUGUGCCCGAGGGAAUUCAGAUGUCUAUUGUUGGUGCAAACCAGUGGAGGGGAGGCUACGUGCAAUACACAACAGGAGGCCAGAAGCUGAAAACAUAUGAGGAUGUGUCUUUGGAGCCUGACAGUUAUCUUGGUUACUCCAUGGCAACUGCUGAAACCCAAAGUGGUUCCCUGACAAUUGUUGGUGCUCCAAGAUAUAAACACAGAGGAGUUGUGGUCGCUGUUAACAGAGAAAGCUUAGAAAACCAAAAAAUAGAGCCCUUGGUAUCACAGUAUCAGACUGGUGAAUAUUUUGGGGCAGAGGUGUGUACCAUGGACAUAAAUAAUGAUGACAUCACUGAUCUAAUCUUCAUAUCAGCCCCAAUGUACAUGGAGCCUGAUAGAGAGGGAAGAGUUUAUGUUUGCAGAUUAACUGGUUUGUUUGUGGAGUGUAAUUUUGAUGAUCCGUUAGUACUAAGAGGACAUGCAGCUGUCAAAGGAAGGUUCGGCUCUUCUCUUGCUGUACUGCCUGAUCUAAACUCAGAUGGAUUCAGGGAUUUGGCAGUUGGAGCACCUUUGGAGAAUAAUGGUGAAGGCAGCAUCUACAUAUUCCAGAGUGAAGGAGGAGGAAGAAUCAGUCCUACUUACUCACAGAGAAUUAUUGGCUCUCAGGUCCAGUCAGGACUGAAGUUCUUUGGCCUGUCAAUCAGUCAGUCGUCUUUUGACCAGAGUGGUGAUGAACUUCCUGACUUAGCGGUGGGUUCAAAGGGUAAAGUUGUUUUACUGAGAUCAAGACCCAUAGUAAUGGUUAAAGCUGAGGUGUCAUUCAGCCCAAUCCAAAUCCCUACUCAGAAUGUAAUCUGCUCAAAACCAUUGGAGAACACAGCUGAAAUUUGCUUUACCAUGAGCAGAGUGUCUACAGUCAACACAGCUCAAGCAAGGAUUAAUUACACUUUAACACUGGAUGCCACUCGCAAACCUCCAAGCAACCGAGCAUAUGUUGGUGGGAAACGAGAGCAGUCAGGAUCACUUACUGUGGACUUACUAAGAAAAAAUUGCUCAACUGUGAAGUUCCUUGUUGAGGCCUGUCCAGAAGAUGCUCUCAAUUCACUUUCCAAUGAGCUCAAAUUCAAGUUUGAUGGUUUGCCCUCAAACAGAAAUCUCAGACCAAGCCUUGCCCAGCAGGCUCAAACAGCAACCAUUUAUCCUUUACGGUUUGAGAUCAAUUGUGGAACUGACAACAAAUGUGUUGAUAACCUGGAAGUGGAUUUCAAUUUCACCAGAUCCUCAGAGGUUAAAGUGGGCAUUGAUGAGCUUUUGAAUGUCACAAUCUCAGUGGAGAACAGAGGGGAAAACUCCUACAACAGCCGUGUUAUUCUCACGUACCCAGCUGGACUCUCCUACAGGAAGUUCACCAUUCAGCAGGGAAGAAUUGAGUGCAAGUCCUUGGACAGUGAAGAUGGUUUAUCCCGUGGAAGGACAGACUGUACUAUUGACAAGCCAAUUUUCAAGAGCAAAACUAAGGCUUUCUUCAUUGUCUCAUAUGGUAUCGAAACAAACACUCAACUAGAGAGGAAGAUCUUUAUCACUGCUAAUGCCACCAGUGGAAAUCAGGAGAACGCUAUUACAAGUGAAAUCUACAAAAAGAAAUGGAUUGAUGUGAAAUACAGCAUUUUCAUGACAUUUGAAAACUCCCUCAGCUACAGCAAUUUCACUUUUGGGAUGAAUAAUUUGCAGAUACCAGUCCAACAAUUAAUCAAGGUAACAAAUGAUAUCAGAGCGCUUAAUUUCACUGUGGUGAUCAAGGUUCCAGUGAAGCUUGGUGAAAAAGAGAUUUGGGUGAAUUUGAGCAGCCUACAGAUUGCAGACUGUCAGAGAGGAAACGAUGAAGAACCAAGUGUCAAAGAUUUUGUUCCAAAGAUACAAAAGGAUAAAGUGGUGGACUGCUCUGUAGCCAUGUGCACAGUGUUCAAGUGCAACACAUUCAUGGGAAGACUGCAGAGCAGGACAUACGAAAUAUCUGCUAACCUCAGUUCAGGAUGGAUAGAGCAGAUUGGACUUCAAUCUGCCAAAUUCCUCUUGACCAGUACAGCCACUGUGGAGUAUGACCAAAGCCAAUACAUCUACUUUUCAACGGUGUCUAACAACAACCCUCCUGUUCGCAAGAUUAUAGUCGAGGUAGAAGUAUAUCCGCAGCCAAAUUUCACCAAAGAGAUUAUAGGAGGAUCCCUGGGAGGGUUGGCUUUUCUGGCUUUACUCACUGCUGGCCUGUAUAAGGCUGGGUUUUUCAAGAGUAAAUAUUCACAGAUGAUGAAUGAAAAUGCAGAGACCGAUCAGGAACCGGGGACUGAUGGAAAUGAAUCCCAAACAGAAUAACAAAUCUCAUAUUUGUUGUUGUACAUUUACUGUAAACUUAAAACCAAAAUUAAACAAGUAAGGAAAUUUGUGUUUGGUUGAUUAUCCCUUUGUUGUAACAGUUCUUCUUGGUAAAAAAUCUUAUAGUGUGGGAAAGCAUUUUUAUAGCUGGAACGGUCUGCUGGUGUCUGCUCCAAGCAUCCCACAUUUGACUGAUCUGGAUAGAGCUUUAGUGCUUUAGGGCAACCUCAAACUAGUUUUCCGCAUAACUAAGCUACUGCAAUAUUUUGAGUGAGCCCUAGUACCAUCUCCAAAUUGAAGGCCAAGUUCCACAUAGUGGGGGAUGUCAGAGACUGGCUGCAAAGAAGAAAACAUCACAAGAAGACAGUUUUCUCGCCCUGCCAGCACUUAGGAACUGUAGACAGUCAUCUACACCUCUGCAGUCAAGGUUUGCAGGACAAUAUGGUCAGUGGCUCCCGACACAGACAGUCUGGAAGGGACUGCACACAGCUGGUCUCAUGGGGCUACCAGGAGGCCUACCAUGCCUGCCCUUAACUAUCAGCCCUGUUUGCACUGGUAUCUGCAAGAUGUGUACUGGAACCAAAAUAUGUGGAGGAACGUAGUAUUCAGCAAUGAGUCCAAAUUCUGCCUACACCAGUUGGAUCUUAGGAUUAAAGUAUGGAAAAGAUUUGGACAAUGCUAUGAGAACUCUGUGCUGAUUGCUGGUGGAGGCAGUGUGAUAGCGUGGUGCAGCAUCUCCCUCACUGGAAAAAAACAGUGCUUGUCAUCACUGGAGGCCAUUUCAGUGCAGAGAAAUAUCAAGAUGAGAUUCUGCAACCAGUGGCAGUCCCAUAUCUCCAAAGACUAGACCAAACUCUAGCCUCAAGAAGACAAUCCUAACCCCUACAGAGUGGGUACUUUCAACAUUUGGGGAGGGGAAAGGAUGUAAUGGCCUGGCUGCAGUCUAGACCUCAACCCCAGUGAACACUUGUGAGAUUUGCAUGGGAGUCCUGUUCGUGCCAGAGUGACCAACACAACCAUACUGGCUGACUUGCAACAAGUGCUGGUUAAAGAAUGGGACGGCGCAGCAGUGUGUGACCAACCUGGUGAGCACGAUUUGGCAAAUUUUUCAUCGGCGCAACCCACAUACUCAACUCAAUUCUACAAACGGCACAAAUGGCACUAUUUCUGAGGAAAUAAACUGGCUUUUCAAUGGUAUAAGAUUUAUUACCAAAAAGCAUUUUUAAAACACUAAUUUCCAUACUUUGUUGUGUUAAGUAUAUAUGAAAGACCCUCCUGAUAUUUUAAGGAAUGAAUAUGGUGUGCAGCAGUGUCCAUGCUACCACAUUUGAUCUUUAAGCAAACAAAAGAUCACUCAUUCCCUAUAACCUAUAACUUCUUCAAGACUUAAUAAUUGUUGAAAUUAAACCAUCUGAGCAGACACCGGAAAAUAAGGCAUUACAAGCAGACACAAAGUUUGGAUACUCAAAUAAAAUGGACAAUAUUAAAUGUAGUGAACCUACCUGAGCAGAUGGAGUGAGUUUUGGCAAAGUCCUGUCAUGCAUUAUGGUAGGAAGUGUCUUUUCCAAGUGAUGUUUUUUGAAGAAUCUUACUGCUCAAUUAAAGUUUCCAUGUUUGAAUGUAUGCAAACAAAUAUGUUAAUAAUGUAAACUGUAUUUAAUGGUUCCAUUCAAUUCAGUUUUAUUUAUGUAGCACCAAGUCACAACAACAGUUGCUGAUUUAGAUCAGGGUGCUCUAUAUUGUAAAGUUAAUAAAAAACCUUCCAUGCCAUCAUGUAGACUACUGCAAAAUGUAUGAAAAUCAACAUAUAUGCUAAAAAAAGCUAUUUUUGUUAAACUGUAGAAAGUGACUUGAUUCAUUCAUGCUGCUUUAGGUCAUGCAGCCUGGGUCGUUGGCCCAUUGUCUUUGUGUUUUUGGACUUUUGGACCUUGUUGACCUUUAUUUCAUAUUAUUUAGUUUCCUUGUGCUUCCUAGUUUUAUCAUUUGAAUUUCUAGUUCUUAGUUACUUGUUCAUUUAGUCUGUUCCCUUUUUGUGUCUGUCACUGUGUGUCCUCCCCAGCAUCUCCUGUGUUAGUUAUUUGGGCCUCCCUGUGAAGUAUAUCCUGUCUCUAUGUUUAGUUGUCUGUUUCCCCAGUCAUAUCUCUGUGUGUCUGUCAGGUUUCUCUCGCCCUCUCUGUCCCUCGCCCUCUGUCUGUUUCCUGUUUUAUCGUGAUAAUCUCUUGUCUCAUGUUUAGUUGUGUUAGCUUUUCUUGUUGUUUUGAGUUUGUUCUCGAGCUUCAGCAGUGAAGCUGUUUGAGUUCAGUUAGUCUGUGUCUGCAUAUUGGAGCCUCUCUCUGCCUGCCACACACCUUCACAUGACAGUUUGGUGAAAAGAUGUGUAUUUUUUCAGCUUUCUGUUGUGAAUUCGUAACAAAAAAAAAGAAUUUUUUUGCUUCAAUGUUUAUUAUUUGCAGUACUGUAUGUGAGCAGAAUUAUAUGCCAUUUUUUCGUAUAUGAUAUUAUUUCCCUUUUAAAAAGAAUAAAAACACAAUGAUAAGAUGA
Molecule: messenger RNA, 6078 nt
Organism: Oreochromis niloticus (Nile tilapia)
Lineage: Eukaryota; Metazoa; Chordata; Actinopteri; Cichliformes; Cichlidae
Product: integrin alpha-M
Exons: 30
Coding region: 115-3537 (1140 amino acids)
Biological process (GO): cell-matrix adhesion; cell adhesion mediated by integrin; cell-cell adhesion
Cellular component (GO): integrin complex; external side of plasma membrane
Molecular function (GO): integrin binding
Source: RefSeq, a predicted model, not a curated record